AUGUGUGGAAAAAAUUUGACGUUUUGGUAUUGUGCGCUUUGUCUUCUCGUCGCUUCGUCAUCGAAUCCUCAGCAAAAUUUCACAGACAAUAAAGAGAAAAAUAAUAAUUUGACAGUACGAUAUGAGAUAGACGCGAAUCCUACGACAAACUAUGGCAACAAAAUGAAAACGCUGCCAUAUGAUUUGUACAAAAAGUCUACCAAUAAUACGCAAUAUGAAGAUAUGCAAUAUGAAUCUCGCAUCAUUUCCAGCAACGAUCGCGAAGAUGAUAAUUCGAUACAGUUCAAACUCGAUACGCACUCCAUACAAAAUCAUGAAGGUGAUAAACAAAUUCGGAUGGAAUCUAGCACGAAUUCAACAAAUGGCAACCAUAAAAGAAAUUUUACGACACAGGAAAUUUAUGAAAACUUGAUGAGAAUUGAAGAGAAAAAUGAUUCUACAUCGUACGAGUUCUCAGGAAAUUUCAGUAAAGAUAGCAAUAUAAAAAUCGUCGUUUCAUACGAAAUGUGCUUCAAUAUUACUUGCAUUCAGCUAUGCUGUCCUCUCGGCGAUCGUCUGGUUGAUAAUGAAUGCCUCUCUGAAGGAAAUAAAUACUUCUUCCCGAACGUGUACGGAUACACGAACGAUUCGUUGCAAAGCGAAAAUAAGACGGUGAAUGAAUUGUUUCAGCUUGUCGUCUACGAUCCGUGCCAGAAUAAAGACCGGUUUUCCGAUGAUUAUCAGUAUGAUUUCAUGUUCUUUGCCAAUGGUUCUCUCUAUUUACCUUAUUAUAAAAUAUUUGUCAAAUCGACAUCAUAUUGUCUUGCCAUCGUGGAUGGGGAUAAGUACGAAGCGAUUAUCUGCUCAGAGACUUGUGACAAUAUCUUUAUUACGACAACCGAUAAUGACAUUUCGUCGAUUGAAGACGAUGACAUGUAUGAUUUUGACGAUGAUGAAGACGAUGUCAAUGAUCUCGAUGAUAUCAUAAAUAUAAGUUUUCGUAUAAUGUCUAUGUCAUUUUUGGUGCCAAUAUUUCUGAUAUAUUCCAUAUUGCCAGAGCUACGAAACGUACACGGCUUCUUAUUGCGCAAUUACAGCGGUGCAUUGUUUGUCACAAAUACAAUUUAUAUUGUGAAUAUUCUAAUAAUUGGUGAAGCGGAUGCUGUACAUUAUACAGUCUGUAUUACAGUCGCAACCAAUAGAAACCCGAAUAGACUAAAUACAAUACCAAAAUAA
Formica exsecta is the source of this 1215-nucleotide messenger RNA. RefSeq lists its product as uncharacterized. Bases 1 to 1215 code for a protein of 404 amino acids. The record is from RefSeq and is a predicted model, not a curated record. NCBI's taxonomy places the organism in Eukaryota, Metazoa, Arthropoda, Insecta, Hymenoptera, Formicidae. Gene Ontology annotation, molecular function: G protein-coupled receptor activity. The transcript has 2 exons.